Molecule: messenger RNA, 1884 nt
Organism: Cuscuta epithymum
Lineage: Eukaryota; Viridiplantae; Streptophyta; Magnoliopsida; Solanales; Convolvulaceae
Source: the annotation of a GenBank genome assembly
CAGUACUGGACGAACGGACCCUGGAAUAACCAUAUUUUCAGUUUGGUCCCAGAAAUGAGAUCGAAUUACCUUUACAACUGUAGCUACAUUGAUAAUGCUAAUGAGAGCUAUUUUACUUAUUCACUCUUUAAUCCUUCUAUUUUGUCAAGAUUUGUCGUGGAUAUCUCUGGUCAAAUGAAGCAGCUCACAUGGCUGGAGACAUAUAAAGAAUGGAACCUGUUUUGGUCACAACCUAAACCACAGUGUGAGGUUCCCGCUUAUUGUGGCCCGUUUUCCACCUGUCAAAACUCCUUGCCCUUUUGUGACUGUUUAGAUGGUUUUGAGAAAACAUCAGCCAGAGAUUGGAGCAUUGCUGAUUAUUCCGGGGUUGUACGAGGAAGACAAGCUUGCAUUUCAUUUCCUUUCAUUUUCAUUUACCUCAGUGCCGCAAAGGCUCCCACCUAUAGUGGGGGUAAGGGGUCGGAUGUACGCAGUCUUACCCCUGUACUAACGCACAUAGACACUGUUUCCGGAUGACCCAUAGUGAAAAUCGUGUCCAAAAUUGCAUGGACUGACUGUUGCUUCAUAACAAAGAAGCGCAGACAUUUUAGUGAGUCAUUUUGUUUUAUUCCAUCAUAUUGUCAAGCCAAAAAAGAAUGAAUCUUUGGCUCCAUUACAAAUGAAGACAAGUUUGCAGUGUGGAGAAAAAGACAAGUUUAAACCAUUAGCUCAGAUGAAGUCACUAGACAAUCCACAAUCAGUAAGCGUUGGGAAUGGUUCCUUUUGUGAAUCUCUUUGUUUGGGAAACUGCUCAUGCACUGCCUAUGCUUAUGAUGUAAGCAAUGGGUGCUCCUUUUGGAUUGGGUAACUCCAAAAUCUUGAGAAGGUCACGCAAGAUAGCGGUGCCGGGAAAACGUCUAUAUUAGACUUUCUGCUUCUGAAUUUCCAAGUCGAAAAAGUGAAAAGGCGGCCCUCUGGAUUGUUGCAAUUGCAGGAUCUGUUCUUGUUGUCAUCUUGGUUCUGUUUGGGGUAGUUUGAGUCAUUUUCUGGAAACGGCGGAGGCAUCUCAUUGGGACUUCGAAGGCGAUGGAGGGUUCACUUGUUGCAUUCUCUUACAGAGACUUGCAAUACGCAACCAAAGACUUCUCCGAAAAAUUGGGGAUUGGAGGUUUCGGUUCUGUUUUCAAGGGGGCGUUGCCAGAUUAUCCGUCUUCUGUAAUUGCAGUGAAGAAACUGGAAAGUAUAAGCCAAGGGGAGAAGCAGUUCAGGGCUGAAGUGAGCACGAUCGGGUCAAUCCAGCAUCUAAACCUCAUUCGUCUCCGCGGGUUCUGCUCUGAGGGGAAUAAGAAGCUGCUGGUUUAUGAUUACAUGCCCAACGGCUCCUUGGAUUCAUGUCUUUUUGGUGUAGAACCCAAAUUUCUCGACUGGAAAUCUAGGUACCAGAUCACAGUGGGGAUAGCAAGAGGAUUGAGUUAUCUGCAUGAGAAGUGCAGGGAUUGCAUCAUACACUGUGACAUCAAGCCCGAAAACAUUCUUCUUGAUUCCAAAAUGUGUCCUAAAGUUGCAGAUUUCGGUCUGGCAAAGCUUGUCGGGCGCGACUUCAGUAGAGUGCUGACCACAAUGAGAGGAACCAGAGGUUACCUUGCGCCCGAAUGGAUAACUGGAGUGGCCAUAACUCCUAAAGCAGAUGUUUACAGUUAUGGAAUGGUGCUCUUUGAACUCUUAUCCGGAACACGCAACUCUGACCAUUCCAGAGAUGGAAAAGUGAAAUUCUUCCCUUGAAGGGGUUUUGGAUGUGAAGAUGCCGCCGGUCCCUCGUCUUCUUCAGGUUUUUGCUGAUGGUGAUAGUGUCCAAGAACCCAUUUUUUACUUCACCCAAUCAUCGUCUUCUGGCCAAAGCCAAAG